AUGGCCGAAGAUGACGACAGCAGCAAACCAUCUGCAUCGCAUCCUCCCAAUCCCUUAUUUGAUGAUGCCGGACCUCUGGCUGAUCCGCAAGAACGCAGAGUCAUCUUUGCAGCUCUUGAUUCAUUCCACAAGUACCGCCAGAACGCACACUAUAACACAACCCAUCGGCGACGGCAAAAUCUCUACGCUCUCCCUGCGUCGCAAUGGCAAAUGCUUGCUUCACCCCCUUUGUCCAUCCUAGAUACUCUCAACGCCGUCGACGAUGCACUGGACCACAACGCCGACCUUGCCGACAAGAUAGUUCGGCUGGGUUUGGCUGCUUUCGGGCUGCCAGAAUUCCCGCCCAAGGACUCGGUGAUGAAUUGGCAAGGUAAAGCCAAAGCCAACGAUAUAUCAAAAGCACAUUCGACGAUCCGACAGUUCUACCGAGACUGGUCUCAUGAGGGCUUCACCCUUGAAGUCGAACCUCUCCUCAGGACCGUCAUCUCAGAUCUUGAAUCAUAUUUGCCGCCGUUCCAGGCCAAUGUUGGACUCCCAUCCCUUCUCCUCCCCGGUGCUGGACUAGGUCGUGUCCUCUUCGAGCUUGCUCUGCGAGGCUACCAUGCAACAGGGAACGAAAUCUCCUACCACCAACUCCUGGCAAGCAAUUUCAUCUUGAAUGCGACCCAACAUGCAAACCAAUACCAGAUAUACCCCUUCUGCCAUACCUUCACCAAUGUCAUCUCACGCUCGAACCAACUGAAACACCAUACCGUUCCAGAUGUCCAUCCAGGUGAAGCCUUCUCCCAACGCCUUGCCGCGGCUUUACCCGUCGGCGAGAUGAACAUGACCGCGGGUGACUUUGUGCUGUCUUAUUCGACGCCUGAAAGCAAGGAUACGUUCGACGGAGUCGUGACAGUAUUCUUCAUUGAUACGGCCCCCAACCUGGUCCGAUAUAUCGAAACGGUCCGGAAUUGCCUGAGAACCGGUGGUAUUUGGGUCAACGUUGGACCUUUGUUGUGGCACUUUGACGACCGCGCCCCCGGUGCUCACAGCCACGAUGAUGAAGAUGACCAUGACCAUGACGACGAUUAUCGAGAAGCGAGGACCAACAAGGGAGCACCCGAUCAGCCUUCAAGCCAGCACAGGCGUGACUCUGACUUUGAAGACAAGGGUAUCGCCGAGCCAGGCUCAUUCGAGCUCACUGACGAGGAAGUCCUCUUGCUCGUCUCCAGAAUGGGGUUCGAGAUGAUCAAGCACGAGCUCCUCCCCGCCCAUUCCGGGUACAUACAAGAUCCGCAUAGCUUGCUGCAGAACCGAUAUCGAUGCAGCCACUGGGUAGCCAGAAAGGUAGACGUCGACCCAUGA
This is a messenger RNA of Cladophialophora carrionii CBS 160.54, 1347 nucleotides long. RefSeq lists its product as uncharacterized. The coding region runs from base 1 to 1347 and encodes 448 amino acids. The record is from RefSeq and is a predicted model, not a curated record. Lineage: Eukaryota; Fungi; Ascomycota; Eurotiomycetes; Chaetothyriales; Herpotrichiellaceae. The transcript is spliced from 2 exons. Gene Ontology annotation, molecular function: S-adenosylmethionine-dependent methyltransferase activity.